Molecule: messenger RNA, 5022 nt
Organism: Phasianus colchicus (ring-necked pheasant)
Lineage: Eukaryota; Metazoa; Chordata; Aves; Galliformes; Phasianidae
Source: RefSeq, a predicted model, not a curated record
CCAUUUAAGGGCUGACUGUGACUGGGGAAGGAUCUCUGGUUGGAGAUCUCUCCUUUGUGGAGUUUUCCCUACAAGCUUAGCUCUUCAGAGGUGGGUGAGUACUUUACCUUUCCCUUUGUAGCACCUUUCCAUCACGUUAGUCCCUUUGUCAUUAUGCCUCCUGUAUCAGUAUUCCAUCGCGUUGAUCUUUUUGAUUGUUAUUUUUUUGCCACUCCUAUUAAUUGGCAGAGUGAUUACAGUGAUGACAAAAGCUCACUUCCAACGGCACAGAGACACAUCCAGAUGUGAGCUUCUAAUCACCACCAAGGAAGUACCCAGAAGAUGCUGGGUAUCAAAAUCAACUUGAAAUCACGCUUGAAACCCGUAGGAAUUGCGCUUUGAGCAAGAAGCGGUUUGCGCUGGCAUGCGAUCCAGAGGAAGAGGCUCUGCUGCGCAGCCGGACACAGCACAGCAGUGGGCGGUAGCUGCUACCCUGCUGCCUCCUUCCCACCGCCCGCCGCGCCGUGCAGCGGGGCCAGCGCGCUCCCUGCCCGCGGGCGCUUGCGUUCUGUCCAUAAAUGUGGACCUUUGAGGAACAAUCCAGAAAGCUAACACAUUUAUAUCUUUCACCUGGCAAUUUUUUGCACCUCGACUUCAGCUCCAUCUCUACUGCGCAACAGAACGUGGAAAACUUGUCAUCCACCCCAGUGAAGUAGAUGCUCUCUUCCAAAAUGUCUUUUCAAGCCCUGUUUUUGAGUCUGGUUUGUGUUGUGCUUGGAAAGGCAAAAGUGAUUACGCAUUUUGAGCAAAGAGCGGUGAAGGUGGGCGACAGCGUGACUCUCAGUUGUGCCCUGACAGAGCCUGAGAACAUCGUGCAAGUGACAUGGCAGAAAGACUCUGUAAAAUCACAAAGUAACAUAGGUACAUACAGCAAGUCAGCAGGAUUAAAGAUUCAGGAGCCCUACCAAGACCGGAUGAAUUUCACCAGCCUGAUGCUCGACAACACAAGCAUCACCUUCUGGAGUGCGAAUAUAGAUGACACAGGGUGUUACUUGUGCUUGUUCAACACUUUCCCUUUAGGCUCCUUUUCGGGACGUUCUUGCCUUGAAGUCUAUGGUCUCAAUGGAUCUAUCCAUUACAACAUUUCAGAAGGUCAUCUGACAGUCACCUGUAAUGCUGUUGGCCUACCAGAGCCCACCAUCAGCUGGAACAGUGUAUUCAAUUAUACUUCUACACAGGAGAAAUUCACGUAUGACAAUGGGGUUGUAUCCAUCACCAGUCAACUGAAGGUCUAUGACUCUCAGUACAUCAGCAAGGAGGACUUGAUCUGCAGAGUAAGCAACGAAAAUGAAGAAAUGGAAUUGCCCAUAAGUAUGAAAAAAAAAGAGGGAUUCAGGUUCUUGGGUCUGGCUAUUGCUGUGACUCUUUCACUUGUCAUCUUGGUCCUGGUUCUCACUGCACUGCGUUGGAGGAAGAAGAUAUGUAAGAGGAGCUGAAAUGGAUUGCAGAGGAUUUCCGUUCAUCUCCUGGAUCGUUACAGCCUAGCAUCAUGAAGUCAACACUAAAAGCAGAGACUUGCAUGACUGGAAGGUAGCAGCAGUAAAAGGGAAACACAUCAGGACCAAAGCUCUGAGCUCUCUAGUCAGCGUCUUCGUUGCUGAAAGACUAGCACAAUGUUUGAUUUCUGAUCUAAAGACUACAUCAAGAGGAAGAGGACCAGAGGGAAUGCGUAGUCCUCUCUUCUGCUGCCAGACAAUAUCUGCUCUGCUUAUGCCAUUCCUGGUACAGCUAGUCUGCAAAUGUAUUUGCCUUCUUCCUAUGGAAGCUGUGAGCAAUCUGGGGGUCCUCUUCCAAUGCAUAACUACUCUCAGUAAAGAGCUGGGGGGAUUAUUUUACUAAUAGCUUUCUGCAUUGUUAUGUUUUGCAACUCAGCAAUUCAUCAUUUUCUUCCUGUCAUCUCCUUUUCUUCUUUCUUACCUAGCUAAUGCAGUUCCUUCCUCUUCGCUGAAAGUGUCAACAGUCAGUAUUUCUGAGCUACCUGUAGAGAUAUCUGCUGCUGGAGGUCUCAAACCACACCAAAUCUGCCAAAAUUACUGGUAAAAGGUCAGUAGGAUUCCCAUCAGGUGACGGAUUAAAGGCACUGGUUUGGUGCCUUUCAUGGUGGGGAAAGAGGUGUUUUCAGUAAUUUAUUUUAUAUGGCUUUCUUUCAAAUCCUGUUUUGAUUUGUUUGUUAGUUAUUUGAUUAUUUAAUAUGUAAAUGAGAAGAAGACUGAUAUAAAGCUCAGUAGUGGAACUACUGUCAUACCCUCCUUUACAUCUGCUUUGCUGUCAUUCUCUCUCUCCCUACUUGUGCAGUGCUGUUAAUACCCCAGCCUGUUCCUUGCUUAGUUGUCAAAAAGCAUGGGCUGGCCUUCUAGAUCAUCCUUGUGGUCAUCUGAUACACUGUUCCAUCCCUUAUAUCCAUCUAUUCUUAUUGCUUGUAUUUGAGCAAAGACAAAUUGUUCUGUUGGCCAAAGGCAAUUAUUUCAUACCUAGACUUUGUCAUAUGCAAUCCUAUACCCCAAACUCUAACCUUGCUACAGCACUGUGGAUUUAACAGGAUCAAUGGAAAGUUUUACAGAAGCUGAAUUUGCUGCUCUGCUAUGAUUUUGAUGGCAGAAGAAAGCGUUGUGCUCCUCUUAGAAACUGAGACCUGACUGUUUCUGCUGCAGAUGGAAUUGGAGCCUCUACAGUUCUUUUCCCUUUUCCCUUCUGAUUGCCAACCUGUGUCUGCAGGUCUGAUCAUUUCCAGGCUUGCUCCCAUGUUUGCCUGUCUUGUUUCCUCUCACUGCUGCAGUGUGGCUCUGGGAGCAUUUAACUCCCUGCAUUGCCUUGCACCCACCUGAUUUGCAGAGUGUCAGCACUUAGGAAUGCCUCUGCCUCCCUGGGCCUGUCAUGUACCUCUGGCUGUACCAACUUCACGGACCGUGUCUCUGAAAGAAUGGAUAGAUGCAGGGACUGCAGGGGUCCUCUGUUAAUUUCUGCUCUACUGAUGAGCACUGAUGUUUAAGGUCUUGCUCAGUCUUUGUUCCGUCUUAAUAUUUGUCAGCUCCUUGGGAUCGCUGCUAGUCUCUUGGGUUUAAGUAGUGUUUGUGCAUCUGAACUGCUCCAUCUCAUGAGGCACAUACAGGUUAGGACUGUGCUUCCUCACAUGCGUGUGGAAUGGUUGGAGCUGGAAGGCUCUGGAGGUGUCUGGCACAAAUCUUACCCAAGCACACAAGCCAGCUAAAAAGUCAACAGAGAAGUUUAGCAGGAGCUAAGUUGUAUGUUUCAGAACAGAGUUAUUUGUUCUGUAGAAGUCAGCCAGAAUAAUGACUUACAGAGUGGCUGCCACUCUAGGACCAAAAAAAGGUGUGUGGUUAUAUCUGUGUGCAUGAGUGUUGAUGUUGACAAGUUGCUGUGCAGGUGCAGUAUGAGUUAUUUAUCUGUAUAAAUAACUCCAAUAAAUGUACUUUUCUUGGUUAAAAAAAAAUACUUGAUCCAGUUCAAACACCAACUGCUCCAUAAUUUUCUGCUUAUAGAUUUGCAGUACCUGAAAUGCUUUGUUCUAAAUCCUGGAUCUGCUCAGGUGUUGCUUGGCUCACCAGUUGGGUUGAGCUGUGCUCAUGGUGUGGGGUAGGAACUAAGCAAUUGGGGCUGCAGGGUUAAAUGAUCUUAGGGAAACUAGACUAGCCACCCUGCACUUCACAAAAGUUAACAAAUGCAGAACAGCAGCCUUCCUGAGGUGAACCCCAAGGUUGUAUAUAAGAUGCUUUUUAUGGCUGACAGUCCAUUUCUCAGAACCUUUUGAGACAUCUGCUUUUAUUCUGAAACCACAAUGAAUGUAAUUCCUCCAGCUGCGUCCUCUCUUUGUGUGCAUGCUAAACGAUGCUACUAUUCUGAGUCUUCAGUUGUGCUAACUGAAGGGACAGGAAGGAGCAGGGCUGUGCCAGAGAUAACAGUGUCCGUGUGUGACUGCGAUGAUGGGAACAGUAAAACCUUAGCAGGCAGAGCUUGGCUCCUAGGAAAGAGAGUUUGUGAAAGGAAAGUAUCACAUUUGUUGAGAGUACUGGAUUUUUAUUCUUCUUGUUCUUGCACUGACCACCAGUUCAACAUCAGGCCAGCUACUUGAGGUACACCUGCAUUUUGCCUGUAUCCUAACAUCGUUUUUCACCGAUCCAUGAAUUUUUACUUCUGCCUAACAUAGUUCCGUUUUCCAAGUCUGAAAAUACACGUUCUAAAUGCUUCCAUGUAUCUUCUUCCCUGUACUGUAGUCCCAUGUGCUGAUUAAUUGAAAUGCCAUUUGCUUUGCUAGUAGCUAUCCUUAUCAUUGUUCAGCAUAACAAGAUGUUAUGCUGAACAGGAGGAAAUGCAGGAUAAUUUUAGAAGCUAAGAGGAUGUGUAGUUGGUUUUGUGUGUGUGUGUGUGUGUCUGGAUUUCUUUUUCUUAAGAUAGGCUGAUGUUAGCAGGAAAAUUGUGCACAUUCUUGCUCAGUGCCAUUGAUGAGAAGUGCUCAGAAGAGCUGUUGAGCUGAAAGAUCUUAAUGCGAAUUUAUAACAUUGUAUUUAGAGAGCCAUGUUCACUUCCUGCGCAUGGACAGACAGGCCAUGGCUGUCCCCUCUUAGGGACCUUGUGCCACUUUUUAUUCUGAGCGAGAUGUUACUAUUUCCAAGGCUUUAAUCUCAUGCAUCAGUCAAACAUCAGUCUUCUGCAGAUCUUUCUGUACAGGUAACAACGUAAUGACUCACUGGUGUGUUGGAAGAAACUCACUUUGCUGGUUUUCCAGCAGUUGGAAACUCUAGAGUGGUGUUAGUGCCUCCUGGCACCAAGUAGUUCUGCCUGUGAGAAGGAAGCAUGACCCCCUGAAUGUGCUGAACCGAGGGGUAAAGAGCAGGCUGGUAGCCCACACUGCUAAUCAGAGUUUCCUUAAGGAAAUGGCGGAGUUGGAUUUCCUUGUUAAUUGCAGUUUAGUAAAUCAUUUCUGGAAAACAAUGUAUUUCAAUGCGGUAGUUUGACUUUUUUUUU